This is a messenger RNA of Cladocopium goreaui, 1701 nucleotides long. The record is from the annotation of a GenBank genome assembly. NCBI's taxonomy places the organism in Eukaryota, Dinophyceae, Suessiales, Symbiodiniaceae.
UCACAGUCGUAGGCUGCAGCCUGGAAAUAUUGAUCCAUGGCAGAUUCUGGGCAGAUGGAGCUGCGCAAGAAAGAUCCGGUGAAAAUGGAUGAAGUUCUCCAGGAACAUCGAUAUGAGAUGUUCGAAAAGCUCGAUGUGUGGUUGCAGCGGGUCGAAGUCAUGCUCCAAGAACAUAUCAAAAAAGGAACGGAAAAAACACUAGUGGCAGGACCAGAUCUAGGCUCUGCUGCGGAGGAGGUGGUCUUGAGCCGGAACCUGUCCAUCACCUGGGAUAGCAAGAAGAGAAGAAAUUCCAGGUCAAAAGAUACAGGCUUGAUCAGCUCUGACAACAGUGAUGCAGGUGAUGGAGCUACAAAUAGCGCUGACUUGGCCCGCAUAAUCAGCCAGCAGCGCUUGCGGCAGGCAACAGAAUCUGAGGAAGUGACAGGCAUGAUGUCAGAAACCGCACAGGACUUGACUGGGUGGCAAAGGAUGAGAGCAUAUGCUCGACUGCUUGUAAGCUCUCAUGUGUCAAAUGCAUUUUUUGCCUUGGUGGUGCUGACAAACUCAUUGUACCUUGGAGCGCAGCUUGAAUACCAUGCGGUGGCAAAAGACUCUUCUGCUGACACCCUUUUCCUGUACAUCCAUAUAGUUUAUGCAGUGCUUUUCACUGUGGAAGUUGGGCUACGGUUACUUGCCGAUGGAUUCUGGAAGUACUUCUGUGCCUCAGAAUGGGCCUGGAAUCUUUUGGAUGUUUUCAUCGUCUCUUCUUCUUGGAUUGAGCUCAUCAUCGAUGUAUUGACUCCUGGGACUCCUGGGACCCCAAGCCGGGGAACAAACACCAACCUCCGCUUGAUUCGGCUGUUGCGUGUGGGUCGGCUAUUUCGUGUGGUGCGCAUCAUCCGGGUGGUGCGCUUGUUCCGGUCCUUGAGGACUUUGGUGCAAUCCUUAGUAGGCACAUUGAAAACAUUGUUCUGGGCCUUGCUGCUGCUCUUUUUGAUCAUGUACAUCUUCGGUAUCCUCUUCACUGAUGCUGUUCUCGAUCACAUCAUUCUAGCAGACCUGGCUGGGCAGUCCACAGAAGUCAGCGACCAAGCUGAGCUAUACUUCGGAGCUCUUUCUUCGUCCAUCACCACCCUCUUCCGCACCAUUUCAGAUGGUCUUACAUGGCAUGUAGCAGCUGAUACGCUCAGACAGAUGGAGUUCGGCGAAUUCUGGGUUCAGGUCUUCCACUUCUAUGUUGCUUUUGUGAAUUUUGCCGUGCUAAAUGUCAUGACAGGAGUAUUUUGCAACUCUGCCAUUAAAGCUGCUGAAAGCGACCACGAGAUGGUGGUCCAAACUUUGGUGCAGACUCGCCAAGAAUUGAAAGAUCUGGUCACCAUUCUCUUUUCGCAGAUUGACAAACGUGGCAACGGGCAGAUCACAUUUGGUGAAUUUGAGGAGUUUUUCCGGGACGAAGCAGUGAAAGCGUUUUUCGAAUCACUUCAGAUAGGUGCAAUGGAUGCGUGGACUUUGUUUGUGAGCCUUGACAUGGAUGGGGACAGCUACGUGAGCAUUGAAGAGUUUACGGAACGUUGCAUGCAACUCCACGGCCCAGCCAGAUCAGCCGAUCUCUUUGCGCUCAGGCAUCAGGCUGUCUCUUGGAGCAGGUUCAGAAGAUUUUUUCAUUUUAUAUUUAAGGGCUGCCGCCCCUGCCGCCGACCCCGGAAGAAUUGGCAAUGA